This is a messenger RNA of Hansenula anomala, 1195 nucleotides long. RefSeq lists its product as uncharacterized. The record is from RefSeq and is a predicted model, not a curated record. The transcript has a single exon. Bases 9 to 893 code for a protein of 294 amino acids. Lineage: Eukaryota; Fungi; Ascomycota; Saccharomycetes; Phaffomycetales; Wickerhamomycetaceae. Gene Ontology annotation, molecular function: protein binding.
AUCUUGACAUGUCUUUACCAACUCUUCACUCAGUCAUCAAGAAGUUGAAUCCUUUCAGUGGCGAGAUAUCAUCUGUGCUAAGCUUGGAAGAUGAUCCAAUAGAAAGGGUCUCCACUUUGGAAUGCAAUGAUGAGUUAGUAAUAGCUGGGUCACUUUCAGGAUCUUACUAUGUGAAAAAUACAGAAACUCAAGAACUUACAAAGAGGGUCUUAACGACAAACUCAAAUGGUAUAAUCAACUUUGCUAAAGCUAUUGGUGAUUCUGUUUUGUUUUCCACAAAUGAUAGUCAUCUAAUAACCACAGACUUAACUUCACUCAAAGUCAAAUCUGACGUGGAGUUCCCAUGGGCUAUUAAUUCUGUCUCGGUUGAUCCACAGAAUCAACAUUUGAAACUCAUAGUUGGUGAUAAUAUCAACUCAUUCAUACUUGAUGACAGAGUGCAUCGUUACAAACCUGUCAAUAUUUUGAGUGGUCAUAAGGAUUUCUCGUUUACUUGUGAUUGGUCUCAUAAUGGUAUGACAAUAGCGACUGGGAAUCAAGAUUCCACAAUGAGACUUUAUGAUAUCAGGAAUUUAAGAAAAAAUACAUCAUGUGUUAAUGGUGAAAUUGAAAGUUCAAUUAGAAAUGUUAAAUUUAAUUAUAAUGAUACAGUCAUCGCUUUCAGUGAAAGUAUUGAUUAUGUGAACAUAUUGGAUUUGAAAAGUAUAGAUGAGGGAACAGGCUCCAAACAGGUGAUUUCUUUAUUUGGGAAAGUUAUUGGGUUGGAUUUUACGAAUUAUGAUGAUGGGAAUGGUGAAUUGUUAACAAUUGGUGUAUGUGAUGAUGCUAUUGGUGGAAUUUUGCAAUAUGAACUAGAAAGUGACUUUAAAUGCACUGACUACGACUUCCUUUAAUGAAUAUAUGUCCUUAAUUGAAACAGAAUUAUAUGAAAGAUACCUUGUAAUAUUGUUUAAAUUAUUAAUCAAGCUCGAAAACACCCUUAAGCGACAGUUUUACCACUUAGAACUUCUUUACCAGUCUUUUGAAUUGUGGAGAGGACAGUAUCAUAAGGCAAUGAGGAGACCACAUUCACUGAUUGGUUUUCUAAUGAGAUAUCGACAUUCUUAACACCAUCCACUCUGGUUAAAGCUUUAUUCACAGCAUUUGAACAGCCUUAGACUUGAUUAGUAACAAGCUCUUCUUAAGUAAACGAAUG